This is a messenger RNA of Wasmannia auropunctata (little fire ant), 1517 nucleotides long. Its product is annotated as odorant receptor 13a-like. Lineage: Eukaryota; Metazoa; Arthropoda; Insecta; Hymenoptera; Formicidae. Bases 39 to 1214 code for a protein of 391 amino acids. The record is from RefSeq and is a predicted model, not a curated record. Gene Ontology annotation, cellular component: plasma membrane. The transcript is spliced from 9 exons. Gene Ontology annotation, molecular function: odorant binding; olfactory receptor activity. Gene Ontology annotation, biological process: detection of chemical stimulus involved in sensory perception of smell; sensory perception of smell.
CUGUGUGCCACCGAGGGUGAAACAUUGCUUUGAAAAUUAUGAAGUACAAGUGGAAUCAUUAUUAUAGCCUUCUACAGAAGAUAUUGUCACUCGCCGGGCAAUGGCCUUAUCAAGAAAGAAGAACGAGGUUGUUCCGAGUGGGCUUGAUAACUGUGGCCAUUUUUUCAUUGACCGUUCCACAGGUAGGCAAAUUUAUUCAAUGCAACGGAGAUGUGCGAUGUAUUAUGUUGAUCGUACCAACGGGGUUUGCUAUGCUUAUAAUUCUGGUGAAGCUGUACACGUGCCAUCUGAACAAUAGUAAAAUCAAAAGUCUCACUGAUCAUCUGCGCAGCGACUGGGAGAAGUUGGAAAGUGCGGAGGAAUACGAAAUUAUGAAAACGUAUGCCGCGAACUCGAAACUGUUUUGUUCGGCAUUUUGUUUGUACAUGUAUAUAUCUGCCGGUAUGUUUGUAUCAAUUAGCCUCGUACCGCACAUAAUGAAUGUCGUAUUACCGCUCAAUGAGUCAUGGCCCAUAUUCAUGCCUUAUGAGGCUUAUUACUUCGUGGACAUCGAAAAAUACUUCUUCUACAUAUUCAUCCACGUUUUUGUGAGCAUAGAGAUAGGUAUGACGGUGACAAUCGCGCACGAUAGCAUGAUUGUGGUUUACAUGGAGCACGCCUGCAGCAUCUUUGCUGUGGCUGGAUUUCGAUUCCAAACUCUAUCUCGUAACGUUCGUGACGACGCAAUAAGUAUUACUAGUCCGGACGACGUAUACUAUCAGAAGAUCGCGAUCUCGGUGUACGCACACUGGCGAGCUUUACGAUUCGCAGAACUUCUUGAAAGCACCUUCUAUGUUACUUUCGCCGUACAAAUACUAAUAGUUACCAUUGCGAUGAGUAUUACCCUGCUACAAAUCGUGUUGCGGUUAGACGAAGUUUUGGAAGCAAUGAGAUACACGUUAUUUGUCAUUGUUCAAGUGGUCCACUUGUUCUACUUCAGUAUGCAAGGUCAGAGACUGAUCGAUCACAGCGUGCAAAUGCGCGACAAGAUAUAUAACUCUUCUUGGUACAAUAUACCCGCGAAGUCGCAAAGGCUGCUCCUGUACGUAAUGCGACGGAGCAUGCAACCAAAUUUUUUGAGCGCCGGCAAGAUUUACAUCUUUUCUCUGAAGAGCUUCACCACGGUGGUACAGUCUUCGGUGUCGUAUUUUACCGUACUUGCGUCCUUCCAGUAAUCAAUGAUCAAUAUGCGAUUCGAAUAGUGUCUCUGUGCAAUCACAAGAUUACGUUAUAGUAAUAGUUAUCGCGCAGUCGAAGUAAUGCUUACAUUUAACUUAUUAGUCACGAGCGAGUUACCUACGCUAUUAAAAUAUUAUUCUUAAACAUAAUUUAAAAUCUCAUUAUUUUACGGAUGAAGCCACGAGUUAGGAAGAAGUAAAUAGAAAUGGAAAAUGGAAAAUAGAUAAGAAACCAUAAUAUUUAUUCUAAAUGCUAAUAUAUUUUAUUAAUUUUUGUUUGGUUUUAUUAUUAAAUGUGAA